Anopheles maculipalpis is the source of this 2006-nucleotide messenger RNA. RefSeq names its product homeobox protein invected. Gene Ontology annotation, molecular function: RNA polymerase II cis-regulatory region sequence-specific DNA binding; DNA-binding transcription factor activity, RNA polymerase II-specific. Gene Ontology annotation, cellular component: nucleus. The transcript has 3 exons. Gene Ontology annotation, biological process: multicellular organism development; regulation of transcription by RNA polymerase II; neuron differentiation. NCBI's taxonomy places the organism in Eukaryota, Metazoa, Arthropoda, Insecta, Diptera, Culicidae. The record is from RefSeq and is a predicted model, not a curated record.
UAGUUUGCAAAAUGGCCACCAUAAUGUCGCACAAUUUACCCCUCAUACCACUACCGCUUAAGGCGGGUGUGGCACUGGCCAAGGCCAGCCUCAUGCUACCCGGUGCCGGUCUGCUCGGACUUGCAUCCGUUCCGGAGUCUCGGAAAGCGUCCUCCACGCCACCAGAAUCGACGAGAGCUGCCGAUAGCCCAAAGCCCCCGCUAGAGGAUGAAGAGCUCGAUCGGAUGAGCUGCUCCAGCGAUGAUAGCGAGCUAUCCGUUGGGCAGGAGGUCCCGGAUGAUUUGCGUGCCCCACCGACACUGCUAAGCGCACCCGAUGACUUGAGCAAUGAUUCGUCCCGCUACUCGAAGGACACACCCUCGGAGUUAGAGUUUGCCGCACGGCUACAACCCGCAAUGUUACGUCCUAGUCCAACCCGGCUGCACGAAGAAUUCCUUCGAAACUCGCAACUUUACGCCGAGGAACUGAUGCGUCAACAGAUGCAAAUAGUUGCGGCAGCACGCGGUCUAACGAUGAGUCCGGCGAAGAGUACGCUCGGUGGACUACAGUCCGAUCGAAGUCCAACACCGGGUGAACCGAGGAUGGGCUUUCGACCGGCUGGUGGCACGCGCGGAGAUUUCUACCGCCAGGAUGCGUCCUCCCCAGGGGAAGGUGCGGGCGGGACGGGCGGGAACUUCCGAGGCAUCCAUUCCCAUCUUAGUGCGAUAUCGCAGAUAACGCAGAAUCUAAACAGCGACUUUUCAAAGCUAACAUCUCCGACGGCGUUCCGUACGUCGCGGGAAAGCUCCCAAUCACCACCAUCGGCCACCUCGAAUCUACACAGUCUUCAUCAGCUGCAUCAGCAGCAACAACAGCAGCACCAAGCUCAGCAGCAUCUCCACCAGCAACACCAGCAACAUCAGCUAGCACUGGCCGCCCUCAACAACAACAUCGCGGUAGCACUGAACGACCAAAGCCUUAAGUUUAGCAUCGACAAUAUUCUAAAAGCAGACUUUGGACGUCGCAUUACCGAUCCACUGUUGAUGAAGCGCACUCCCAAAGGUGGAGCCCACCAUCAUCAUGUGCCAUCGGCAUCGGGGGGUAGAAAAUCCGCUAGCAAAAGCCCGUCGGCAAUCGAUCUCAGCGGUGGGCUCGGUGGGUCUGAGCAAACGUCCUCCUCGUCGACACUAGCGCCACUGUUGGGCGGUGCGGUAACUGGACCCGGUAGCAUAGCGAGCGCCCUGUCCACGGUGAAACAGUUCUGUACGGCGGUUAGUACGACCACGACCAGCAGCAGUCGGGCCAGCUCGGGGUCGGUGAGCUCGGUUGGAUCUGUUGGUAGUGAGGAUGUGAGUCCGAUUUCGCCCCUAUCGUCAACGGGAUCGCUCAAGGGCGCGGAAUCGGGCACUGGUGGCAAUUCUUCGAGUGCAAUGAAUGCGGGAAGUGGUGCUAGUGGUGGUGGCGGUAGUGGUGCGGGGUCCAGUUCCGGGUCCGGCAGUUCGGGAUCGGGCUCCGGUGGACCGAUGGUGUGGCCGGCCUGGGUGUACUGCACACGGUACAGCGAUCGACCUAGUUCAGGUUAGUGUCCACGGACGCGCAAACCAAAGAAAAGUCCAGCGGAAAAGAGUAGCAGCAGUGCGGCACAGGCGAGUGCAGCGGCAGCCCUAGCCGAUGAUAAGCGACCCCGGACGGCAUUUAGUGGACCUCAGCUGGCACGGCUAAAGCACGAAUUCGCCGAAAACCGAUACCUUACCGAGCGUCGCCGCCAGCAGCUGAGUGCGGAGCUGGGCCUUAACGAGGCACAGAUCAAAAUCUGGUUCCAGAACAAGCGCGCCAAAAUCAAGAAAUCGUCCGGCCAGAAAAACCCCCUCGCCCUCCAGUUGAUGGCCCAGGGUCUGUACAAUCACUCAACCGUCCCGUUGACCCGCGAGGAAGAGGAACUCCAGGAGAUGCAGGCAGCGGCAGCAGCGGCCGCCGAAUCCCGUACCGGUUCAGCCGGCCCAUCAGCUACCGCAGCGAAUGCGUAG